AUGGACUCCCUCGACAGCGAAUCCUGUUUUUGCAAUGACGACGACGAGGAGGAGGAGGAGGAGGAGGAGGAGGAGGGUGGAAACGACGGUGCGUCCUGCGGUCGAUCGACCUGCUGCUGCUGUCGGUACGACCCGUUCGAGGACGACUCGCCCGAGUCGAAGAUAAAGGACCUGCCGUUCGCCCUGAAGAAACUAGCGGUGAUGAGGUGCCAGAUGAAAAAGUGGCGGCUCGAGAGGCUCGAGCUCGAGAGCCAGGCCAGAUCGCUCACGAAGGCCCUGCAAUGUCACGGCGUGGAGGCCAAAAGCGUGCUCAAGCCAGACCCGGUGGUGGUGCACCUGCGCUGUGAGAACGCGAGACUGGAGCGUCGCACGGCCGAGCUCGAGGACGAGGUGAGAGACCUGAGCGAGACCCUGGCCGACCGGGAGUGCUGCGAGGACAACUCCUGCGACGCGGUGGCCUACCUGAAGGAGAGGACGCUGGCCGUGAGGCACCGUUGCGCCGUCGAGAAGAGACACAUGCGCGACGCGAUAGCUAAGCUACAGCUGAGACUCCAGGCGGCCACGGACGACGGGUCGUGCGCGGCGUUGAAUCGGCUACGGGCCAAGCUGGGGGAGCUCAUGGGCGGGGACUGUCCCGAGCGGGUGGCCUCCGUUGCCCUCGAGAAGUCGAUAGAGACCCUGGGCGAGGUGUGCGGGAGCUGCGACCAGCUGAGCCGGGAAAACGAGCGGCUGCUCGCCGAGGUCGAGAGCCUCAAGUGCGAGAUCAGGGAGGAGCCGAAGUUAACUGGCGAGGGGGAGUCGGCGGAGCUGGCCGACCUGUCGAGGCGGAUCAGGGCUUGCGAGUCGAUGGCCAGCCAAAUGCGGCUCCAGCUGGCCGAGCGCGAUGACGAGAUAAACGAGCUGAAGAAGAAGCUGUUCGCCGAGAGGCAGCGCACGAGCAAACUGGAGCACGAGCUCGAGGAGGUAUGUCUUUGCCGGAGGAGCCUCGAAGCUCAGGUCGAGAACACCACCGCCGAGCUGGGGGAGAAGAACGAAAAGAUAACCAAGUUGUUGCGCGAGCUGCGGUGCUCCACGGAGCUGGUGAUGGGGGCUGGGGAGUUGGAGUGCGAGCUGGAGCGUUCGAGGCUCGAGUGCGCCGAUCUCAGGGAGGAGAGCGGGAGGUUGUGCGAGGAGGUGGCCAAGUUGAGGGCGGCGAGCAAGUCCCUCGAGGCGGAUAACGAGAGGUUGUCGAGCUGCCUCGGGGAGCUCAGGAGCAAGCUCGAGUGCGUGGAGUCGGAGAGGAACAAGCUGCGGUGCGGUGAGGAUGACGCUCGGAUGGAGUGCGCCAAGUUGCAAGAGGAGAGGGUGACGCUGCUGAGGUCGAGGGACGAGCUGGUGGAACGGGUGAAAGCACUGGAGACGAGCUUGGAGAAGGCGCGUGGGGAUCUGGGGAGGAUGUGCAAGGCUUCCGAGGAGCUCAAGAAGCAGCUGGCCCUGGCGAAGAAGGAGAGCGAUAAGCGCAAAGAGGAGGGCACGCGGUUAAGAGAGGAGCUUGACAAGUCGAUAGAGGAUUUGGAUUCGGCGAAUCGAGAGAUAAAGAAGCUACAGGCAAAUCUGUGCGCAUUGUGUAAUGUCAAGGGCAGGCUCGAGCGCGAGUUGGGUGAUUACAAGUGGCAGUUGGACAAACUUAAAAAGGGAAACGAGGCUUGCUCCAACAGCGAGCAGUGCAGUUCGAAGUCGGAGAAGCCGAAAAAAGUAAAGUCGGAGUGCAGCAAGGCGAAAAGAGCACCGAACGAGCCGAGCCGGAAAAAGAGCGUCGACGCGUCUCGCCUGGCCAAGGAGCUCGAGGCGUGCAGGGCCGAAAACGCGGAGCUCAAAAGCAAGGCAGAAGCCCCCGAGCUCAAGGACGCCGGGAAAGAAAACAAAUGCACCGAAAAAGUAACUCCCGGGGACGACCAGCUCGUGCAGGCCAGCAAAGCCCUCAAAGUCGAGAUGGAGAAACAGAUCGAAGCCGUGGCUCGAGUGCGGGGGCUCAUAAAUUAUGCAGAGGGCAAGGCCGAUGAGAAGCCAGGAGCGGCGGGGGACCUGUUUGCUGGGGGAAGCGACAGGAGGAAAUGGUCGGUGGACGAGAUAAACGAUCUGUUCAAGACGUCGCAGCUCUUGUCGGGGGCGAUAGUCAGGACCGAGGAGGAAGUCAGGGAGCUCGAGGACACCACGUCGUUUGCUCGAAAUAUUUUCCAGCUGAAGAAAGUGCAGCCGGGCGAGGGUAAUUGCGCGUGCGACGCGGACGCGUGGCUACAGUCGCUGACGCUGCCCGAGCUGGCUGAGCUGCACGACAGGGUUUGUCUGUUGACUUCGAAGCAAAAGAAAGCCACCAAUGGUCGGGGAAAUGCCACGGAGCGGCUGUUGGACGCGCGUAUAGCUACUCUACAGCGGCAAAUUGGUGAAAAGAAGCGAGAGGCUGUGGUCAGGGCCAACGAGAUGCAACGGGCCUUGCUUGCCGAGCAGGUUCGGCUGAUCGGGGUACCGGACGAUUUGACCUCGAGGCGCAGUGUCAACGCCGGCGUAUUGCCGAUGGACGAGAGCACUAGCUGCCACUGCGGACAGGAGGAGUGCACGAGGACCGGCCACGAGGCUUCCAAGCCGUCGGCCGUCUGGUGUCGGAAAUGA
Copidosoma floridanum is the source of this 2649-nucleotide messenger RNA. RefSeq lists its product as uncharacterized. The record is from RefSeq and is a predicted model, not a curated record. NCBI's taxonomy places the organism in Eukaryota, Metazoa, Arthropoda, Insecta, Hymenoptera, Encyrtidae. Gene Ontology annotation, cellular component: cytoskeleton.